AGCGCUGAGUUCCCCAAAUUGAAUGAAGCGAUCGGUAAUUUACCCUCAGCUGCACUCAGACAACAAACCAUUCAACAACUGAUCAUCGAUUUGAUUGUAAUCGUAAUUCAAACUCGUUGUACAGCACUUGGAAGCGCUGCCCAAACACUGGACUUCCCUCACGUCGUGGGAGAAGGCAUUCAAUUGAAUGAAAUAUCGAGUUAUGCCAACAGUUUGGGCGAUAAAGCCAUCGAAUAUAUACGGACUGAACAACAAAAGGAUAACAAUAAGGGGUUGACAGUUGUCUCCCAAUUCUACCAAGAUUGUAUCGACGCAUUCACACCUAUUGCACGAUGGUUGUUUGGCGAGUUGCAAAACACUCAAGAGCCUAUAUUGCAGCUUGUUUAUACCUCAACUGUGAUGGGCCAAUUUUAUGAUCUUACCAUCAUGAUCGAGCGUUUGUCUGAACUCCGGGCCGUUAAGCCCCUGUCGGUCACCGGCAAUGAGCACAACCUUAUCAACCGAUUGAAGGCAUUGGAGAGUCGAGUGUUGGCCGCCGUUGAGUCAGCACAAGCCAGAGGUCCGAGAGGUUUACGCACUGAUCCAGUUAUGAAGGGUUAUUACGAUAAGACCAAUGCUUUUUUUAGCGCUGAGUUCCCCAAAUUGAAUGAAGCGAUCGCAGUCGGCUCUGUAUUUGGUUUGAACCAGAAUGAAUGUAUUGGUAAAAUCGAUAUAUCACCAUGCUACUGCAAUACCGAGAGCAUCAUCAUAUGCGAUUCAAGCAAUUUAACUGAUCAAACAUUAAGCGACGUAUUUGAGAACUUUGCUUAUAAACUUAAAGACCAAGACUACCAUGAUACAAUAAUCGACACGCUGUACAUCAACAGUUCAUCAGUAGUACAGUUACGGCCAAAACUAUUCGCUGGCAUACGUUUUAAACGCAUAUUUAUAGACAAAGCUUAUACCUUGAAAUACAUACAUCCAAACACAUUCAUUGGCACUGAACUGGACAUCGAGGAGAUCCGCAUUGAGAACACACCCAUACAUGAGGGCCCGCGUAAUGACCUGUUCCUGGCGUUAAACACGUUGCAACGCGUGGAACAUAUAAUUAUGCUCAACACAAGCGUAUACGUCAUACCGAGCAACGCGUUUAGGUCCCUGCUCAAUUUGAAUCUCUUGACGAUUGGCAGAGGUCAGGUAGAGAUUAUUGAGGAACGGGCGUUUAAAGAUUUACCCAGAUUAUGGGUACUGAAUUUACGUGAUAACAGGAUCAAUAGCGUAGGCGACCGGGCGUUUGAUUUUUUAGGCUCAACACUAAAAUCCAACUUGGUCAUUAUGCUAGAUCGCAACCGACUCACUCGCCAGUCCUUUAAGAGUGUCAACUGGUUUCCGGUGCCAUUGGGUAUAAAUGUGGGCAUAGAUUUGGACCUAGAUAAUGAGCUAAUGUCCGUUUUGCCCGAACCUAUAUUCUAUCCCAUUAUGAGUGCCAAUAAUUUUACAACAAUCAGAGCAUCACUUGAUUGCGAAUCGUGCGAUAAUUAUUGGUUGCUAAGCACCCGAUUGGGUCGCAAUCAUACAAAGUUUAUCACCUGUCGUAGAGGACCUAAAAGUUUAGACGAUCCUGCUCACUUUACUACUUGCUAA
Messenger RNA from Medioppia subpectinata, 1623 nucleotides. The record is from the annotation of a GenBank genome assembly. Lineage: Eukaryota; Metazoa; Arthropoda; Arachnida; Sarcoptiformes; Oppiidae.